Rhopilema esculentum is the source of this 7837-nucleotide messenger RNA. Its product is annotated as lipase maturation factor 2. Gene Ontology annotation, cellular component: endoplasmic reticulum membrane. The record is from RefSeq and is a predicted model, not a curated record. Gene Ontology annotation, biological process: protein maturation. NCBI's taxonomy places the organism in Eukaryota, Metazoa, Cnidaria, Scyphozoa, Rhizostomeae, Rhizostomatidae.
CAACUUAUGAAUCGCCACAUGCUGGUUCUGUGUGUAGCCCACUGGUGCUGACAAAAGAGCCAAGAAAAUGCCUACAGCUAUCGCGAGAAGCGCUUUCCUCUGGUGUAUCACUGCAAUAUAUUUAUUUGCUUUCCUUUCUUUGUACUUCCAAAUACCAGGUCUUUAUGGCAAGGAUGGUCUUCUUCCUGCAAGACUUCAUCUCCAACAAGAUUGCACAGACAAUCAUGAAAAAUGUCAUUAUUGGGCUUCAGUUGGUGAAUGUCAAAAUAACCCACAGUGGAUGUUGAAAAAUUGUGAGAUCAGCUGUAAUGGUUGCCAAGGGAAAAGAUCUCUUUAUGACAGCUUCUUGCAGAAGCCAACAUUACUGUGGUAUGCUCCAGCUCUUGGUUUAUCAGUUGACACCAUGAUGGAUCUGCUGUGUUUGACUGGCACAAUUCUGGCAUUUUUUAUGCUCAUUUGGGAAAAGCUCAGAAAUUUUCUAUCAUUUGCAAUAUUAUGGAUGUUCUAUUACUCCUUGUAUCAGGCUGGUCAGACCUUUUUAUGGUUUCAAUGGGAUAUUCUGCUCCUGGAAACAGGUUUUCUAACUAUAUUUGUUGCCUCUUGGUCAUGGAGAUCGUCGCAUGAAUGCAAGCCUCGAGAUGGUCUGUGCUUUUGGCUUAUCAAAUGGCUGAUAUUUCGGUUGAUGUUCCAGUCUGGUGUCGUCAAAUUAACCAGUGAAUGUCCAACUUGGUGGGGACUGACUGCAUUAAAUUAUCAUUAUGAAUCCCAGUGCAUCCCAACCCAACUGGCUUGGUAUGCUCAUCAACUUCCAGAGUGGUUCCAGAAAUUUAGCGUUGCUAUGACAUUUAUCAUCGAAAUUGGAAUUCCAUUUCUCUUUUUCUUGCCAUGGAGAUCAGCAAGAAUUUUCUCGUUCUUUGCUCAGGUGCUUCUUCAAAUCCUCAUCAUUCUCACAGGAAACUACAACUUUUUCAACCUGUUAACAAUAACUUUGUGCCUUUCCCUUCUGGAUGACCAGUUUUUCCUCGACAAUCUGCCAUCAUUUGUCAUUAGAGGGCUCGAUUCUAAUCUGGCCAAAGAAAGCCAGAAAAAAAAACAAGCAAGCAUGUUUGUGAAAAUACUUUCAAUGCUGGUUAAUGCGUUUCUUGGGCUCUCAGUUUUGCAUUAUAGUGCAAAAAUGUUUAACAUGAAACUCGAUUCAGAGAUGAACAUUCUCUCAAGCACUGCAUUCACAAAGGCCCAGUUUUCAAAUUUUUUGACCAUCGCUGUUCCAGCAUCCAUAGGCAUUGCCAUUGUUUCCUUCAUUUUUGAGGUCAUUGUUGCCUUUUAUAAGAGUUUCAAGGUGAAAGAUACAAAAUCCAAAGCCUUAUCCAGUUUGCAAACACUGCUAUUUGCUGCUGCAGCGACGUGGCUGCUCUCCAUUAGUCUUGUACCCUACACAGACAUAGAGCAUAAAAGCCAGUCAAAGAUUUGGCCUGUCAUCCAUCGCUGGUAUCGCAAUGUAGAUCAAUAUCAAGUGGCCAAUGCCUACGGCUUGUUUCGAAGCAUGACCGGUGUUGGGGGCCGACCUGAAUUAGUGAUUGAAGGAAGUGAUAGCCUGGAUGGUCCUUGGAAGGAGUACCAUUUUCUCUACAAACCUGGAAAGUUGGAUGGGGCGCCUUCUUUUCUAAUUCCUCAUCAACCAAGACUUGAUUGGCAGAUGUGGUUCGCUGCACUUGGAAGCUACCAAUACAAUCCUUGGUUUAUAAGCUUGAUUGACAAGCUUUUAGAGAACAAGAAAGACGUAAAGGCGCUUUUAGGACAAGAUCCCUUUCCAGACGAUGCGCCUCGCUUCAUCAAAAGUACCCUCUAUUUAUACCAUUUCACAAAAUUACCAAAGAAUACAACCAGUGUCUCUGAUGGCAUUCAAAAGUCAAGAAAAAUAAAGAAUUGGUGGAGACGAACGAAACCUACCGAAUACACACCACCUUUGGGGAAAGACAAUAAAGAUGUGAAGAGCUUCCUACUUCACCACGGCCUACUGAAGGAUGGUGUUUGGCCAGAGACUCCAAGUGGUUUUCUCUACGAUGUUCUCAUUCAACUAAGGUCAACAAUUCAUGGAUUCGAUCCUACCCUCGCUAUGUUACAUGUUUUAAUAUUGGGUAUUAUUCUCUCCAAAUUUAAGCCCAAUACCGCCAGUUAACAGAAAAUGUUCAAGUUAAAUACCCAAGGGCGCACGUUUUAUCUAAGCAGAUUUCGAAAAAUAAAGUUUUUACUUCCACAAUGAGAAUUUUAUAAACAAAAUUGUGUUUUGUAUGAUCUCUCUUGUCAGUAUGCUUAUAGUAUUAAAACUCUAUACUAUUUCUACUACUGCUUAUACUAUUUCCUCGUUGCUAUUUUUCCUACUCGAUAUGCUUUUCAUCUGUUUGGAAUGUAUUGGCAUAGUUUCUGGAAGCUAAUGGCGACAAUAAUUCAAAGAAUCUUGCUCAAUUCUCUGGAUACCACAACCUAAAAAAGGAUUGCAGUCGAAUAUUGGAAAGCCACUGAGAUUCUGGUACCACACAUACUUGCUCAAUGCAUAGUUUCUUAUUCUUCAAGCAUUUGACUGCUGAUCGAUCGUCGUUUUGUUUGUUUACUAUUCAUGUACACUAUCUAUACUUCCAUUCAUGCUUUAGCACCACGUUAGCUUUGGAGAGCUGGGAUUGGAUAGAUUUUAUCACAUGGCAAAAAACUCUUGGUCAUCGCAGGCAGUUUUCCCGAGACGUAGUGUCAGCCGUGCUUGCUUUUGAAUUUAGAUGUGAACCGAAUUUUAAAAUUUUAUCGUGUCUUCGAGAAAAAGAAACAUCGUCUUCUUGCCAGACGUCGAAGUUGAAUGGGCGACCCAGCGAAUAGGCGAGCCAGUAUGGAAAAUCAAGUGAGGACCCGGCUUAAUACUGAUAACACACGUAAGAAAAAGCCUGGCAAAAAUUGCGAAAAUGAUAUUGUCGAUAUAAUUAGGUCUACCCGUUUUUUUGAGUGUCCCGCUCAUCAAACUUCAAUUACAUAGCAUUGUAAUAUUUUUUUCCCCCAAAGAACGAUCGCAGCAAACCAUUCAUAUUGGCUCUCAUUUGGGAAAAGCGACACUGUAAGUUUGGAAAUACAAGUGAAAGUGAGCAUCCAUUUCGUAAGAUCUUGCCACAGGACAUACCUACACUAUAAGGGGCACUAGUGGGAUCCCUACUAAGGUGACAAGCUCGUUGCAAUCAAGGCACUAAGGGUCGGUCUUCAAUUAUUCCUGAUGCAAAUGGCACCUCGUAAUUUCUUCCAGAAGUUGCUUGAGAGGUUGAAGUGCGUCCUCAAAACCCUGCCUUGUUAUUCAUUGUUUUCGGAGAGUGGUUUGAUAGGCACUUUUCGGGACUUGGUUGAUGCUAGAAGUAAAUUUUCUAUGAUUGAUAUAGGAGCAUUUUGGUGGACAUUAUCGCGAUGGUGGUCUACUUGAUAACUCAGCCUUUGAAUAAUAGCAAAAGAGUUUCUAGAAACAGUGAUUUUCUAACUUUGAAAGUGAAAGUAUCUUUCUGAGGUUAAGAAAGUUUUAGUUGGGCAGACUAACUGAAGAGGAAAUGUUGGUUAAAUUCAAACUAUUGCAUCCUGAGUCUCGAAUCUUUAGUUGUUUAUAAGUUGCAAAUCAAGAAUAAAAGUGACUAAGAUUCAAUCUACGUCCUAACUGUUAUCUUCGCUCUGAAGUAUAAUCACUCCAUCGCCCGAGCUGGCUCUGAUUGCCUCCAUCUCUGCUUCGAACAAGAUAUCAUUGAUUCGUUUUUUGGCGAGAACCUGGGAUAUUUUUGGCAACGUCCUCAAUGUAUCUGCAACAGUUUUACCGAAGUUUGAAAAUUCGUCCUCACCAAACAUGGCUGCCAUCGCUGUAUGCGACUCUCUUUCUGUUUGGUUUUGUGACCGUUUUCUUGGAAUAUUCUACGACAAAUUAAUAGAGUAUAACUUUCGUGGUCGUCAGAAUUCACAGUAAAAACAAAAAAUGAACAGACGUUCCGAAAGAAAGUUGAACAAUAAGAGAAGCUGUCGGUAAGUAAAAUAAAAGCUUAUCUUAGAGUAGUCACAGAAUAGAAACAGUCGAGUAAAUUCUACAAGCAACUACCUGCUGCAUUGGUGUUUCCAUUUAUUCUACCGUCUACUUUUCAUCAUUGCAUUUAUUUUAAAUAUAAUAACAUUCAACCUUGUAAUGUAAAUUUUUUCUAGAAACCAGUAAAUUAGUAAAACUAAAGUAAAAUAUAGAAAAUAACAACAUUCAUGAAACCUGUGUAUAUGUCAUUACUGAGCUAGAUCCACUUGUGGUAGGCGAAGCAGAAAUUCCAAUUGGCGCCGGAGAGUGCCUUAUUGCCAUUUCAUCAUCGUGGCUUUCAAGCGACACUGUAUCCAUAUUCGAAGGCCUUAAAGAGCAAUAAAGUAUUUUUCAGUUUUGCAAAUUUUCAUAUUGUUUCAAAGGUUCUAAUGUCAUUGGUCGCAUGUCCCAUCCUUCCAAGUGUACUUUAAAGCACUGCAUUGCGGUAACCGCGCAAUUAAGCCCCUCUCUUGUUAGCCUCCCCCCCCCUCGAUGUGAAACUGUUAAACAAGCCCCCUCUCUAUAAAAGCCUUUCGGCGAUUUAUCUGACUUAUCCUCUUACCUUGAUGAUCCUGGUAAAGAUGAGGACAUUUUCAUUGACCUACACUGCAUUUAAACCCAGUAUAUAAUCACCUUAUUCUAGUUAAAAGAUGCUAGUAUUAGUUAUUUAAUGUUUAGCAGAAAAACACAGAGAAGCAUCUUGAUACACUUUCUUUACCCUGGGUUCCAGAGCGUCAGUGUCGAGGAAAUAGGGCGUCGAGGAAAUAGAGAGCGUCAGUGUCGAAGAAAUAGGGGGUUGCGGGAGAAACCCAGGGUACCAUUUCUUACACUUUUUAUUAACCCCCCCCCCCCCCACACUUCUUUCAAUGCUUCUCUCUGGACAGCGAAAAAUAAAGAAUUCUCCCAAGGAGGGAGGAGGUAAUAAAUAGCUCUAACGGCUAGAGUGCUGUAAGCAGAGACCGCGCACCACUCUAAAAGUGGAGGGGCUCGAUGGGUGUGACCGAAAUUUUUUUGAGGCCACGCCCUCUUGAACGCCGGAAAAUGCCCCUUUUAGAAAAUACUUGCUUAUUUCUAUUGAAUUUUUAUGAACAGUCUGGUUCAGAGAAGAUAUCAAUAACUAUAAAAAUAGAUAGAAUUAGCUCAAGGUUAAUAAAAACCCAAGCUGACAAAGUUAGAAAAUACAUCAUAUCAAUAAACAAGAUGAAACACCUAGAAAAAGAACAAAAAUGGUGCCUAGUCAAUGAGAACUGCUACUACAUAGGAGUAAACUAUCCAAAGUUGCGUUAGAGUAAACCUUCAAAAAAUUUUCUACUCUAUUAUUGCCAAAAAGUGGGUGGGCUAUAGCCCCUUCUAGCCCAAUGGCUGCGCGGUGCCUGGCUAUAAGGGCAGAAGUUGCAAUAGAGAUUUGCAUAUAUCCUAAAUAAAGAGAAAAAAAGAGUUUCUACCCACAUGGUGAUUUCUAUUGGCCUGUGCUUGACAAAUGGUGCUAGCCAGGUCAGCAUCGCAACAUAUUUGUUUGCUUUUGAUAGCCUUCCGUCUUCCCAAUUACCCAUGGAAAUUUUUCUUGACUUCACGUAGCAUUCACGAAGAUACUUCCACUUCUUUCUUACUAUUUCAACUGUGACGUUCAAAUUUCGCGAUAUUUUCUCCCAUGAAUUCUGAAUUUUGACUGCAUCUCUAUAUUCUUUCGAAGACGAAUCGUACAAAUGGGGGUGUUUUUGGACCUCUUCAAUAAGUUUUGCUUCAAAAAGGUCCAUAGUAUUGCUUAUGAACUUCCAAAAUGAAAGCUCGUAUUUCAGUGUGACUGACUCGCUGUCGAGUAAGAAAUGAAAGGAAGCUCCAACUAACUCCUGAUUGAUUUCCAAUUUGUUAUGACACAGAGCUGGGUUGGAAUUUCCUUUCUUGGUAAUUUCGCAACUACAACUGGCGCGGAAUUUCAUUGUGAUGAAUGUGUAAGUGCUUUAAGGAAACAGCUGCACGCCUAAUCGUUUUGCUUAAGCAAAAGUUUACGCAGCUCAAAGCAUGGUACAAACUGUUUUCAUACGAUUAUUGACUGGCGCCAAGCUGUCUGUUCUCUAAUCUUCUACGGUUUAAUUUUUCUCACGCAUAUUUAAGCAAAUUUAUAAAGGCGUAGGACAAUUUCUUAAUACAUUUUUAAUAAAAGAUUUCAGAAGCUGAACAAAUCCCAACUUUUCGCUUCACCUUCUACGCCUCAGCAUAGCUAGAAACGUGCCAAUACAAAUGAAAUGGAACGUGAAAACGAGUCUUUCUCCAUGUUGAUUGUCCGUAUCCUUUGAACUUCAGCGUCAUAUAGUCCUUUUUGGACUAUGAGGACUGGUACCCUGGUACCCUGGGUACCAGAUCAGAACCUGAGAGAGCUGGUCGAAUCCACUUGUUGUCCAAACAGCUAUCCCACUGAGGCUCUGGUACCCAGGAUAAGUAACCUGCACCUCUGAAUCCUUCUAAUUAAUCUUACCAAAGUGAUAUCGGUGGAGCACUGCCAAAUGUGAUUAUUGAUUUCCUUGCUUAUAGAUUCUAUUUCUUAAGUUGUCAGAAGCGGUACUUGAAAGUUUUAUACUGUACUAUUGGACAGAAAAUUCCAGAACGUCCUCUGGGAUGUGGAAGCUCUUUUUAAAUGACAUUGGUAUGGUGCUAAUAAAUAAUAUGCUCAGAGAAAAUAAGUGAAAACAAUUGACCUCAGAUGGACCUCUAACACCUUAUUUGAGUGCUCCUCAUGUUUAUUCCCUAGCCCUGGUCAGCCUGUCAGCCAAUCAACCACAGGCGUCAUGGAAGGGCCGGAGGGAUGUUUCAUUGCAAGGGGGUGGCCGACUUACUUGAAAUUCCGAUGGGGAGGUCUGUUUCGUGGCUUAUCAAGUCUUUGAAAAAAUUAAUGUCUAUUUAAGCAAGAUCUAGCAAUGCUUGCUGAGAUUUAAAGGAAACAGAAUUGUAAAUAUGAUUUCUUCAAAAUGAAAGGAGUUAUCGAAGGAAGUUAAAAUAAUAAUACUUGGGUCAUUUGUUCCCUAUCUCCUUACCCCCUGUUAACGACCCCCCCCCCCCCCCCUCAUCAAUAGUGCAAUCAGCCGGUUUAAUGGCUCUUAUGAAGAUCACGAAGAAGAAGGAGCAGAUGCGUAAACAUACUAUUUUGACAGAUGUUUGAAAAACGUCAAGGCCAAAAAGUAUGUAAAUUUACUCUUAAAAAAUCAUUACAAAUAACGUGCAAACUGAAUUUUCCAGAGAAUUGUAUGAGCGAGCUUUAAACGAGUGGAUUUUAUCGUACGUGUAAGAAUCACGGGUUUGAAAUAGAGUCUAGAUGGACUGUUCUACAGUAGAAUGUGAAAUUCAUGAAUGUAAUAUUUUUUACAAUUUUCCCCUAUGCAUUGUACCGCGGUACCUCGAGUAACAAAACGAGUUAGUUGCGGUGAGGGGGGAGGGGUGUUAAUAGCAUAUUUUCUUAAACAAGAAUGGUUCCAGGAGCAGGAGGGGCAAUUUUUCCAUCAGCUACUAUGUUAAAGAAAGUCUGUAUAACCAACUUUAUUUGAUUUUUCAAGUGUAGAGAAGGGGACUUGUUUGAUUGCAGAUUUACUCGUAGGGUCGUCGCAUUUUACAAAAAAUCAUACAAUAUUAACGCUUUGGUGUCGAUAAAGGAAACCCUAACUCUUAGUGUCACUUUUAAUGUGAUCAUCAGUCAACUGCUCAAUAUAAUAUUUAUAAACGUUUAAAAGUAUCGAUAAUCGAUAACUAAUACUUUUUCAAAUCCAAGUGUUU